CAGAGGCCGUAGUGGCCUGGGCAACAGCGCAAGAACAUCAAGAACGCAAGAGCAAAAUAUCUUCCAAAGUUCUACUGUAUCUUCUGAUUUUAAAGUCCUUUGAAUUAUUUGCAGUCAGCUUUGGCAUUGUAGCUUUUAUACUUUUCACUACUUCAACACAAGACUGUAAAUGGAACGAUAUCUUUAUUGCGUUCAACUUGGGAGCUUGUUUCAUCUCUUUUGGUAUUUCCCUACAUCCACGGAUAAGACUUAACCUUCGGCCAGCGGUUAUGUUCUUGCCAUGCGCAGUGGUGAUAUUCCAUUCAGUUUUCGUCAUGGUUGUUGCGUUCUCAACACAAGAUAAUCCCGGAUGUAACCUUGAAAGAACGUUUCUUUCGGGAAAGGAGCUUAGGAUUGGAGUAAAUGUGAGAGUUAUUGUAGCUCUCUUUGUGAUGCACACGACAUUGUUUUAUGAAUGCUUACGUAACAACGAUAAUUCUUUCACUCUUAGACUUUUGAGAGACACGGAUAUUGAUAAUGGAUUGAUUGAAGAAGAGGAUGAAAACGAAGAAGAUUUACCUUACAGUUACCCCGCAUUUCACUUCUUAAUGUUAACAGCAUCUCUGUACACCCUGGCAACUUUGACAAACUGGUAUGGUCCGGUAAUGAACCAGUUUUCUCCGAGUGACAACUCUUUACUUAUUGGACUGCAGGCGCACUGGAAACCAGCUCAAAUAGUCUUCAUGGUAACAUGUUGCGUACCUGUUUUGCUGUACAUUUGUUUCAUGAUCUUUGCUAUAGUAACACAUGAACCACAGUUUUACCAGCCGCACGUUUUAUCAGGAAAUUAUUCCAGCCUAGCACCAGAAGAAAGCCUUAAGAGUAUCAACAGUUUCUCUCCUUCCACAAACAGGAAAAGCUACGAUAAAAACAAACGGAAUAAUGAUACUAACGAUCAAAUCGAUUUAGAAACCGCUUGUGAAAUGCUGAGGACUGGUAAUGAGUGUGCGUCAAAACACGAUCUGAGUUCACAAAGCGAUGGUGAAAACUUGGUCAUAAGGUGUAGAAAAAUUCGAAACACUUCCAUAAAUUUUUACCAUUUUCCAAGAGACAUCUGUCAGUCGUAUUAUGGUGGUAGAAAUGGUAGUAAUGCUUGUACAGUGAUCGCUGUGCUGAUAGCAAGAACAUUUUGCUGUGGUGAUGUAAAACCACAGCAAACGGAAAACCUCAGUGACACUUGGAUUAACUUAUUCAGUAGCUGUAUUGCUGAGGGGAACAGGCGGUAUGACAUGCUUAUCAACUCAAAACAACAAGGCGUUAUUUACUUGUCUGUUGAGGACGUAGUUGAAGAGUUUGGAAACACUUUACAAGUUAAAAACCUCGGCUGUUCUCUUCCGGUCAGCUUUGUUUCAGAAACCGAGACUGCAACCAUUGGCUUUCAGCUUGAAAGGUUACAGAAACUUCACGAAAGACUUGCAGUUAUAUUUAUCAAAGAUUCCCGAUCCGGGGUCUUUCUUUUUGACAAGGACGGCCCCCUCCUGUUUGCUGACAGUCAUCCUUAUGGAUCAGGAGGAGCAAUGCUUGUUUGCACGUCUGAUGUUAGGGAGUUGGUAAUGCUGUUAGCUGAGAUCCUUCAAAUGGUUUCGUUGGAGGGUCUCGGUACCUUGACUCCAGUCUAUUUUUACUAGACAUGGAUCUUCAGUUAGUAGAAACGACUCACUUCAGUUUCAAUCUUGUUUCAUUGACUGUAUUUCUUCCAAGCUUAGAAUAAUGGUAGUAAUAUUACUUUCACCUAGUUUUCUUUUCAGUAAAACGUGGGUCUCUGUUUAAUGCUCUCUCCAUUAUUAAGCGCGCAUUCCCCUUUGUGAUUCACGCCUCAAUGUUGAUAUGCAAGACGGGGAAGAUAUUGAGGCCCAAAAAAAUAAAGAUUUUGUAACAUUUCAUAAACUUUUAUUUCACAAACGAAGAGGCCCAACCCAUGUAUUACUGUAACACGAGGAAAAUUUGAGUUCACUGGAGGCCGUGGGUGAGUGGUUUAUAUGGGGGCAAACAAAUAAUAUUCAGAAUAGUAUUUGACACAUCAGAAAAUAACGUGUUUUAAAGCUGGUUUUCAUUUUCACUUUUACCUUCGUUAGCUCAUAAACCUAAGCAACACACGCAGACGCACUAAGAUGCUGAUAUAUCACCGCGCUUUUUGUUUUAGGAAAUUUCCAAACAAAAAGGGCUGAACUCUAGAUCGAUGGGUCCAGGUUCGGGCCGUAGCAUGGGUCAUUUUGUUGUGUUCUUGGGCAAGACGCUUUACUCUGACAGACCUCUCUCCACCCAGGUGUAUAAAUGGGUACCGGUGAAUUUAAUGCUGGGGGUAACCCUUCAAUGGACAAGCAUUCCAUUUAGGGGGGAUUAGAAUUACUCCUACUCACUUAAUGCUACGGAAACCACUGGACACCAACGGAAACUGGGAUAAGUUCCGGCGGUAAGGACCAUUUGGUUCGACGCAGACUUCAGCAGUGGCUGAGGUUCAUGAAAUACGUCACUUAAAAACUAAAAAAAGAUACUUGUGUGUAUCUUAGAUUAAUCCAAAUAAUAAUCAAAUAGCUUGGGGAAAGUAUUAACUGCACAUUGCCUCGUCGAUGUGUUGAAGUCCGCACGUGAGCCAACCCACAUUUAUGGAGCUGGUGUGACGCACGAAGAGAACACGUCACGUCACGCGUGAUCGCGCAAGUUAACGCUACAGGUAAACAAACGUGCCGCCGCGUUAAAGAUGUGUCGAGUACUGCAAGACAUUCACUGUGACAUUGUGGUUCGUUUAUAACUGUUUUCAUAAUUCUUGCAGGUCAGAAGUUUUCCUAAAAACAUUGCUUUAAUCCACUUUUUUCCAAAGACAGAAUUAAUUGCAAUGUUAUUGUUUCGCGCCACAAAUGGUUAUCCCGGCAUUCUUUUAAUAACCUUUCUCAGGCACCCGUCAAAUCGUCAAAUUUCAAGCAAACAAGGGAGUGAUUUAAAACGCCGUAAAUGCUUUGUUUUGAAGUAAAAAAACAAAUAUUUCCCCAGGGGUUUGAUUUUCAGGCGGUUUUAUUGUUAUUCUGAAAUUCUUGUGCCAAAAUUUCCUUUGUGACUGUGGACCGUGAAGUGACUUCAAGAUAAUUGAUAACAAGUAAGUCAACAGUCAACAACGUGUGCCGUUAUUCGCUCUAAAAGUGAUCCCUUGACCUUAGCAACAAAGCUUUUCACUCAACCAUUGAGAUAAAACGUGAUUUAGUUAGAAAUCACAGACUCUUUUUAGUGGCGGUUUACUGUUCCGUUUGCGUUGCCAUAAGCGAUCGAGUGGUGAAAAUUAGAGAUUCACUUCAAACACAUGUGUCGUGGCACUGGUAAACACAAUAAUUAUGAAAUACAGAAGCUUGUUGCAGAUGACAGAGUAGAAGUUUCUUUGCACGUCGUGAGGAUUUGGAAGACUUCAA
Molecule: messenger RNA, 3440 nt
Organism: Orbicella faveolata
Lineage: Eukaryota; Metazoa; Cnidaria; Anthozoa; Scleractinia; Merulinidae
Product: putative serine incorporator
Cellular component (GO): membrane
Source: RefSeq, a predicted model, not a curated record